AUAAAAUUGGCAGACGACUUUUUCAUUUUUAGACCUAUAAAAGAAAUCUUCAUAAUCUAGCGAUGGAUGAACCACGGAUGUUCCAAAUCAUUCAGAAUACCAGUAUAAGUAAUAUACAUCCUCUAAAUGAAACAGUAUUUAAUGAAACCAUUACAUCAACGUCACAGUCGCCUCUUAAAACAGCUGCCGAUUUCAGUGUUAAGAUUACACUUAUACUUGUAAUGCUUGGAAUGGGUAAUACUGUUGAAAUAAAGAUUCUUAUUGGUCACCUCAAAAGGCCAAUUGGAAUCGCUAUUGGAAUGCUCUCGCAGUUUGUUGUUCUUCCAGCUGUUACAUUUGGUCUUGCGCAUGCUCUUCAGCUACCACCAAUACCAGCACUUGGCAUGCUUGUGAUUGGAUGUUGCCCAGGAGGUACUACUACAAAUGUCUUUUCUUACUGGACAGAUGGAGAUGUAGCUCUCAGCAUUUCUAUGACAGCUGUAUCAACAGUUCUUGCCAUGGGUAUGUUGCCAUUAAACCUCCUUAUCUACAGCAGGAGCUGGACAGAUCAACCUUUGAUCAUACCAUACGUUAACAUACUUAUAUCUUUUGGACUUACAUUAGGACCGGCUCUUCUUGGAAUCUUCAUCAGAUGGAAAUUCUCAAAGGUUGCUGAUGUUCUCGUCAAGAUUGGAUCUGUGGCAGGUGCAUUAGCAAUACUAUUGCUUCUUACUUUACUUAGUAUACAAUAUCCCUUCAUGUAUCAUUCAACAUGGAGGAUAUAUAUUGGUACACUAAUUCUCCCGUUUGCUGGUUUUCUUUUCGGGUACCUAGUAGCGCUACUUCUACGCCAGGAUCACGUGAGAUGUAGGACAAUUGCCUUGGAGACGGGUAUACAAAAUUUCCCGCUUUGUAUGAGCUUGUUAACGUUGACAUAUUCCAAUGACGUGUUUGCAGAAAUUUCUCUGUUUCCAUUACUUUAUGGUGUAACAUGUAUACUUUGUAGCUUAGUCUUUUUAGGAAUUUAUAGGUUAGUGGAAAGAAUGAAACUAUAUAGAAAAUAUAAGAAAAGUUCAAGUACAGAGACACCCGAGGACAAAGCUGUCAACUCCGCUUUGGAAAUUAAAUCCGACAAUGUAGAGAUACGUGUAUAGCAGGAAAUGCAUUAUCGAUGAAAUUUGAAUCUCAAUUCAUAUUAUUUGACGCCUAGAUCAAAUACAUAUUUAUAUGUG
This is a messenger RNA of Mytilus californianus (California mussel), 1211 nucleotides long. RefSeq names its product ileal sodium/bile acid cotransporter-like. The coding region runs from base 63 to 1133 and encodes 356 amino acids. Gene Ontology annotation, molecular function: bile acid:sodium symporter activity. Gene Ontology annotation, cellular component: membrane. Gene Ontology annotation, biological process: bile acid and bile salt transport. The transcript has 4 exons. The record is from RefSeq and is a predicted model, not a curated record. Lineage: Eukaryota; Metazoa; Mollusca; Bivalvia; Mytilida; Mytilidae.